Colletotrichum truncatum is the source of this 2832-nucleotide messenger RNA. The record is from RefSeq and is a predicted model, not a curated record. Lineage: Eukaryota; Fungi; Ascomycota; Sordariomycetes; Glomerellales; Glomerellaceae.
AUGUCAGUGCAGCCAGCAAAUCUUCCUGUCACAGGAUGUGGACCUGUGAAUGUCAACAUGCAGCUAUCUCACGGUACGCUGGUACACGACGGAAGAUCUCUUGACGGCCAAGAGUAUCAACGUGGAGAUCCCGUGGCGAUAAUCGACAAUGGGUCGAAUGAGGAUCUCAAGGAUUCAGUUCAUGUCCUCAACCUGCGAAACAACCAGUACAUGCUCCUACUUCUCAAAUCGGUUUGCUGGGUUCCCACGCACACCGAGCAACGGUCAGGCGCAACAUUUUUACUCACCUUGUACGGCCCCAGCCUGGAUUUCCGGCACCCCGGUGAUGCACAAGCUCGCUUCGGCAACCGUGGUAUCGCAACUCUUCUCGGCUCGUCCAUUUACGUCGCACGCGAAGUGGUAUUGGAGGGCAACGCGUCGAGAGUGGUUUUGGAUGCUACUGACAGGGUAUCGAUGUUCACGGUGCAAUGGGACGCCCUGUCAGUCGAUUCGAUACAGCAGCCUGCCCUGACACCUUCAAGCUCAUCCUGCGCUUCUUCAAGAAGCCCUUCCGAGUCAGGAGAUGAUGUUCCUGUCAUGCACUUCUAUCGUCAUCAAGGACGCCGUGAUUCUGCUAUCGAGAUCCGCGACCCAGAAUCUCCCGUUUACAAGUCUUCCAUGUCACAGAAGACUUCACCGAAACCUCUCUUUAAUCGCUCUGCGUUCUUCGCGACAAAACAAAACACCCGCAUUUCUACUGAAGUCUCAACGCCUCGCAAUUACGGGCGCAGUAGCGCCAGUUGGUCAGACUUGGGGUCUGAUGAUGAGCAUAGCUUUGAUGUCGAUACUAGUUUUGGCUUUGACACCGGUUACUCUGGCACGCUCGACUUCUGCAAUGCAGAACUCCAGUUGGCUGGAAUGAACGCCGACAAUGACCUGCAGGUCAAUUUUGUCUUCAUGCAGCCAAACGAUGGCGACAACUAUGUCGCUGGGCCUCCGGAACAGCAACGUCCGGACAACAAUACACAAAACCCUAUGUGGGCGACAACCGGACUGCAGGGAGGGAACGAGCAAACUUGGAAUCCUCUGCAGAUGCCGCAACAUGUUACAGAAAUGCGACAACCCCAGAUGCCGGCACCACAACGACAGCAGCAGCUCCCCCCUAGACAGGAAAUGCAACCUGAAUACUACGAUCAGUACCGAAUGAUGGAGGACGCAGGCAGGACCCAUACUCAGGCUCUGGGACACCAAUCUGAGCAACUGGAGGCGCCUAGCAUGCACAGCAACCAACGGACGGAGUAUGUGCCUCCUCAACAAUUGCCUCAUGCUACCCCUUCCCACCCGGUCCAAAGUUUCCAGAUGCAAUCUCGAUACACAGAACAACCCAACAGACUCCCUGUUCCUCCUGCGGUGUCGGCUCCCUUUUCCAUGCCGCAGGAAGUCCACAUCAUCCAGAGCAGCCGCCACGAGCCCCGCCCUCCUUACCCUUUGCCAUCCACCUCCUACAGCCCAGUCAAUGAAGGCAGCUUGCCAUCCACCUCGCAUAGCCAACAGCCUAGACGUAGCCCCCUUCCUGAUGAGUCAAGAUCUUCGAGUGCACGGGGCACGCCGGUCAUGGCCCGUCGAUCAAAGCCACAGCCCACACAUACAUUCACACCCAAUGCUUUGCUUAACUCUUUCCGCCAGAGCACACAGACACACAUCGCUUCUCUGGAGAGACAUUGCGAACAACUUAAACAAGGGAAAGGCAGUGAGGAGCAGAUUCGCAAGUCUCAAGAGGCGCUACAAGUCAUCCGGCGUACGACUGAAGACUCCUUACAGACCCUUGGCCUGCUUCAGCCACUCUCUGGCAUCCCGUUCCAAGGCACGGAGCGGAGGUUGCAGUCUCUGGCUGAUCAAAUUGCUGCAGCCAUGCAAAGUCUCCUACCGGAGGCUACUGAGCAACCCACCACAGUUGAGGAGGGUAUUCAACAGCUCAAUCAGAGAGUUCAGAGCCUCAAGGAGUUCAUCGAAUACCUAGAAGGUGUUCAUCCAGAAGCCGUCAAACGCGCGCAGAGCUCCGCAGAGUCCGGGCCAAUGGCCGGAGAUAACUCCCACCAGAGGAACAAGAAUGGCUCUGCUAACGUGGGGAGCCGUGUUCCCUCAGCACCCGCCUCUGUCUCUUCACAAGUUGCGACUAGUGACGACUCAGACUCGUGCCGGUGGGUUGAUGGUCAGGCCACACCGCCACCCGAUCGAUCCGCUGCCAUGGCUCAGAACCGAGACCACUCACGACUGUUUCGCGACAUGGCAAGCGGUCACGGCCGGGCUCGUCAGGAGACCCGUAUCGCCACAGCCUCUGACUUCUACCCUGCUGCUAGCUACAGCCGACCAUCAUCACACAUGAACUCCCCCGUGACCAGCCACCCAGCGCCAGCCGAGCCUAGCCACGGAUUUUUCCAACAACCUCUCCCCACCCCAGUUCAACAAACAAUCCCAUUGUCAGAUUACACGAUGCAGUCUAGACCCAUCCAGGCCUACACGCCACCCACUUCGGCAGAGAUCAUACGGCCUAUGCAAGCAAUCUCGGGUAUUCCUUCCCAGCAUUACACAACCCAGCAGGAAAGCCCCUUUUGCCUAAGGCCUUCCCAGCAGAACUGCAUAUACCCCACGAGCGGAGCCGAGAUCUCUCAGGCGGGCUAUGCCCCGAGAUCUCCGGUCUCGUUUCACACGGCAAAUGGUCCGGUGCCUCCAUCUGCAUACUACCAUGACGCGAGGUCCAACCUUCCGGACCGACGCACCAUGCGUCAGGAGCGCCCGGCGCCGUAUUCCCUUAACUACAGGGACCAGAGGCGUCGCAGAGGGAGCCAGUAA